Molecule: messenger RNA, 1928 nt
Organism: Macrobrachium nipponense
Lineage: Eukaryota; Metazoa; Arthropoda; Malacostraca; Decapoda; Palaemonidae
Product: protein pigeon-like
Exons: 12
Coding region: 1-1896 (631 amino acids)
Biological process (GO): positive regulation of amyloid-beta formation
Cellular component (GO): trans-Golgi network
Source: RefSeq, a predicted model, not a curated record
AUGGACAGAAACGUGAGAAAUGGUGGGAUAAGGGAAGGCUAUAGGGGUAUCAGGAAAAUAAAGAAUGGAAACCAAGCAAAAAGCAGAAUAGUGAAAGUUGCAAAUGGAAGUACUAUUACGUCACGUCUAGCAGAAACGCCUGCUGAUCCAGAGAGUUGUGAAGUGUACUUGGCAUAUUCAGUAACACUUCUUCAUCAUGGUUGUGUACUACACAGUGUUGUACCAGGAGUGCCAUGGGGUCAUGCCCAUUCUGUGCUGCCAACAUACUCACUGUUUGGAGAACACUAUUUGUUGGUGAUUGUGCCUGGUGUUUGUAUGCACAUGCUUGAUAUUGGCCUGGACCAUUUGCCCAACAACCACAUUGUUACAACCCCUCCAGCUCAACUUCUUCCCAAUGCACAAUUAUAUCAGAUAAUUGGUGGUAAGGUCACCUCUGGUCGCAGCAUGACUUUUAUAGAUGGUGUCAAUCAGAUGACUGUGGAGGUACGUGUUACAAAGGAAUCGCUCUUCUCUCUCUUCAAGAGUUCUCCCAUACUCAGCACACGGUUAGCUAUACUGCACUUGACUGCAGUUCAUGAUAAAGAUCAUGACCUUUCAAGAAAGCUCAUGUGGAGUGUAUGUGAAGAUCUUUACAAUCUUGACACCCCAGCCCUGCUUCAGGAGUACUUGGUCAGUGAAACGUAUGCUGCUGUCCACAAACACAUAGAUUCAGAUGCUGGUCAUCUAAUCUCCCUUCUUCCCAUCACGACAGCCCCUUUCACAUCAGACACUGAAUAUAUCGAAUCGCCCGUUGAAGAAAAUGUUAGAAUAUCCUACUGCUUCCUAGAAAAUGCAUGCAUCAUGCUGCUGUCACCACGAGAACGGGUUGUGAGAUCACUUUCUGACACUUGGACAAAGCUUUGGGAGCACACUAGCCGCAGGCACCACAAUCGCUUUAGUCUUACAGAUGUUGUUGACAAGCUGAUGGUUUCAUUAGACUCAUACAAGCCUGAAGCUCUGUCUAGAGGUAGCACUCCUGUGUCUCCUGCAAGUCCUCUUGUUGGUGGCCUCACCAUCACUUCCUUGGGUAUCACUUUGGCUCAUCUCAUGUUUGACCCUCUCCCCUUCAAUGAAGCAGAAAACACAACUUCAUCAAAAUUAGAGCACCUUCUCUCAGUGACUUUAAGAGAACUAAGUAUGUACUGUUUAAAGCAUUUUCCACAUGAAUCUCCAAUGCGAGUGCAUGCGGUCGCCAGUAAAUAUGUUUGCGCACAACUUCAGGUGUCUCGUCGAUUAUGUUCAAUUCUCUGUUCAUCACAGACCUUGAUACCUACAGAAAAGGGUGAAAAAGGCUUCAGUUUUAUAGAGCAGCUGGAUGAAGCUGUUGCCAAUCGUCUCUUCACUCUCCUAGAGCGUUAUCAUUCCGCUACGGAAGCUGUGGCUUAUCCACUCCCACAAGGCUACAACUCUUUCUUGUCAUAUCUUGCUUACAGAUGUUUACCUCAUCAUGUCUUCAUGCAGUAUGUCAGAAGAGGUGUUCUCCAGCUGAAUGUUGAUGUACUAAGAGAAAUUAUUUAUGACUUGGAUGACUUACCCAAAAAUGUGGAACGAAAGCUAGAGAUUGUAUCGUCUGUACCAGUUGUUCGAAGUCUGAGGGCAUUGCAGUACUGGCAGCAUCCAAUGUCUCUGAUACUGCGAUCAAGAUUACAUGCUGCGUCUAUUUUAGCCGGAGAAGGGCCAGGGCAACCUCGUACCCCUACUCAGUCUGGCAGGAUUAGUGCUCAACAUCUUCAGAAUAAAGGUCUGACUGCUUUUCCAACAGCUGAUCGUUUGUCUCCAUUUGACACUUUCUUAGACCUGCUAACUGCUAAAGGUAAGGUAGUUCAAAUGCUACAGUUUGGCAUUUUUUUUUAUUAGAUAUUAUAUUGUCUUUGGAUAAAAUUAACAUC